AUGCUGCGACCACCUGCUGAGCAUCCUCGUCAUAAGCAGCACAACAGAGAGGACACACUGUACAACAAGGAUGAUUUCGACGGCCAGCAAACCAGCGUUGGCGUCGAUGGGGAGGCCUACACUGCGCCACCUCAUUCAGCAGUCACAACACUCUCCCCUGCCUCCCCGUCUCGUAGCCUCUACGCCGACGUGGAGGCUGCCCAGCAGCCGCUGUCGCCAGUAGUUGAGGCCUUGUACGUGCCCCCCUCCACUCCCACCCCGGCGCCAUCGUCGUCACAUUCUGCUGUGAAACGCAGCCACCAAGAGAGCAGCACCUUUGAUAAGAAGCAGAGGUGGGAGGAGAAGGGAGAAGAUGACGUUGAGCAGGUCGAAGCGGCGACCCUCGUGACUCAAGCUGACGUGACGGCCGCUAUUACAGCAGCUCUGCGCCGCUACGAGAAGGAGCGAGAUGCGGAGGAGGAGGCGGUGCUUCAACAAGUCAGCAAGGAGGUCGAGGAACAGGCAAGCCGCUACGCCAACCUUAUCGAGGCCUACAACACCGUGUGCGCUGACAGAGCGACGUUGCAGGAGAAGCUCGCCGAGACAGCGAGGGAGUGUGAUGAGCUGCGGCACGCACUGCAGCGGUCGCGCCAAACGCAACAGGCGCUAACGGACUCGGCGAAGCGGCUGGAAGUGGAGUUGUGCCACGCAAAGGAUUUACAGCAGCAGCAGCAGCGUACGCUUCUGAAGACAGAGGUGGCUGAAUGGGAGGCACAGCGCGCACGCUACGAGACACGCCAGGGCACGCUCGAGGCACAGCUGGAUCAGGCGCGCGAAGAGUUGCGGGCGAUGGAAGCGCGCGUUUCCGAGAAGAAUGACGAGCUCGCCGCGCUGCGAGAGCGCGCCGCGAAGGCGUCUACCGAAACGGCGAAUGAGUACGCCGACAUCCAUCUUCGGAUGCGUCAGCUGGCGCAGAACAUGGCCACGAUGGAGGACGCCCUGCGUGAGCGGGACACCACCAUUGCAGAACAGGCGGCGCGGCUGCGUGAGGCCGCUGAGCGGCGGGAGUCGGAGGUGCGUGCGGCGACUGCGGAGAGGGAGAAGACCGAGGCAGCCCUGACGAGCGCACGCGACGCACUGCAACGGCAGACGGACGAUGCUCGGCGGCGCAUGCACCGCGUCACCGAACUUCAGCACCAGAGGGACGCACUAAAGGAGGAGGAGAAGGCGACGCGACGUGCGCUGCAAGCGGCUUCAGAGGACCAGGGACGUGUGCUACAGUCAUUGCAGCAUGUGCUGGCCAUCGCGAAGCAGAGUCUUUCCUGCACCACCGACAGCGCGGGACACGCCGGACCGCCGUCCUCCGCACUCUCGUCACGUAGUCCUCACAGAUUCACUGCCAGUUGGCGGGGGGAUCACAUGGAUCGCACGCUCGUGUACGAGGACGACCAUGAAGACAACGCCCAUGCGCUGCGUAGCUGCUCCGCAAUCUCGCCGCCUGAAUCACGUUCGGGCUCGGCAAAUUGUACACCGGAGCGGUUGUCCACGGAGGAGGAGGAUAACGCAAGGAGUGAAAAGCUGUUCUCGCUUUCAGCGUUGGCUGCGGAGAAGAAGCACCGCAGCGCCUCUUCCCCAAAGUCCUGCAGUCACCGCGCAUCACACUCUCCCUCCGUGGCGGCGCCUAGCCAGCGGCGUGCGCGAACGUUGUCGCCGCCUCAGUCAGCACGCGUGGCAGCCAGAGAAACACCAGCGAAAUACGCUAAGGGCAGCCCCUCCGUGCACAAUACUUAUCACGAGCUGCACCACCGGAGCUCGCAGGCGCUGAUCCUGUUGCGUGAGCUCCACCGAUGCGUCUCAGCUCUCACCUUAAAGAGGCGGAAGUCGUCGUCCGGGAGGGACGUAGCUCCCUCAAACACCAGCGGCAGCGUUGGCCGAUCUGGGGCGACUGCAGCGAAGCUCCAGCAAGCCUGCCGCUACCUCAAAUCGGAGCUGGACCGGGUCCAAGCAGCGCUGAAGGAGACACAAGCGGAGUGCCAGUGGCGGUCGCUCUCGAUGAAGAAGUUGGAGGAGGAUGUGCAGGCUGCUCGCUGUGGUGUGCUCGCCGCGGAGAAGCAGCGGCUAGCGUGCGAAAUGGACGUAGAGACGGCUGCACUUGUGCGCGAGGAGCUGGAGGCGCAGCUUAUGGAACUGAAAGCCACGUGCGCGGAGACGACGGCUGGGCAGAGGGCAUCCGAGGACGCGGUGGCGGAAGCGAAGGCGGCCGCCGAGCGCAGUGCAGCCCUAGCGGAGGAAGCGGCGCAGCUGAGAGAAGCUGCGGAGUCGGCCCUUGCCCGGGAGAAGGCCAAGAGUGCACGUCAGGCCACCUCGCUGCGCGAUCAGGCUGCAGCGCAGACAGCUCUUACGGAUGAACUGGAGGAGCUAAAGGAGAAACACAAGGCGGCCCUUGCACAGCUGCAGACGCACCACGCCCGUGAGGCGGCCCAGCAGCUGAAGCAGCAGGAAGAGAGUCAAACGCGCGGGGCGGAGCUGGCAGAACUGCGCAGCGUUGUAGCAACGAUGAGGACCACGCACGGGACUGCCGCGGAGGCGUGGAAGACAGAGCGUGCGUCCCUCGGUGCGCUCGUCUCAAGCCUUGAGACGAAGCUGCGUGCUUUGGCGGAGACGACGAUGGCUGCAAAGCGCCGCUGUGCAACACUAGAGGAGCAGCUUGCACUGCACGCAGAUGUGGAGAGGACGACCCUGAAGACGAUUGGCGACAUUGCCCACGCGCCACCGCUCCCACCCUCGCUCGACGCUGCAGCCAUGGGCGGCGACUCCUACACAUCGCACGCCCAUGAUGCUGUGUUGCCGACGGAGAAGCAGCUCUUCGGCGGCGAUGAUGAGGCGCCGGAGGUGGAGGACGUGGUCGUGGUGUCGACAGAGGCAACGCCAUCGGGGAGUAGUGCGGACAGGGAGCUUGCACGUGUAGCCUCGCACACGCGCACGACUACGGUCCGAACUACCGCACUGUCACUGGUGUCGGCGCGCCUUCCGGUGUCUAGCGCUACCCCAUCUAGAGUAGCGCCAUCAACGGCCGUUUCGCCAGCAUCGGCUCCCCUCUUUGGCGGCGCCUCCCUGGAGGCAGCAACCUCUUCUCCUGUGGCUACUCUCGCGCCCCUACGUCAGCACAUUGUUGCCGCUGUGCAUCAGUUGGCGCUGGAGGCGGUGCGCUUACGGCAGGGCUCUGUACUACCGACCAUGAGGUCACCCAUCAUAACGCAGCCUCGAAUAGCAACUUGCCGGCCCCGCGACAUGACCUCUUCAGAGGGGUGGUACACCGGUGAAACUGCACACGACGGCGUCUGCAGCGACGCGAAACGACCGUGCACUGCUGCUCUCCCCUCUCCACCACCGUUGGAGGCUUUCAUCGCGCCUCAGCCACAGCCGCGAUACCAGCACCAACAUCAGUCGCCACGUACGCCACACAAAUUGUGCCCCUCCACCACCUCUGCCGCCCAGCCUCGAACCUUGGAGAAGGCGCCGCAACCGAUUCAGCACAGCGACCGUAGCCAGAUAGGAGGUUCACCGAUGCCGUCGCAACCGUCGCGGCAUGCAACAGCGGGAAGCCCCUCAGGGUCGUACAGUCCGCCGGUGUCCGCUGCUACCACCGCCGCAGUUGGUGAGCACAUUUACAAUGUGACACGGCCGUCCAGUUUGCGGCCACAGUGGUCGUUCUCGUUGCCGUCGAGUCCACCGGCCUCUCACGUCACCGUUGCGACUAACGGAAAGCUCUGGAACGAGGCGCGACGCUCUGCCUCCAUAAAGGAUGGGCUGUCGGGGUAUUCUAGCAGCACCGGACGUGGGAGCGUCGAUGGAAGCUGCUCCCCAGCGCGGCCGCCGUCUCUGCGUGCUUUGUCGCUCCCUCUCUGA
This is a messenger RNA of Leishmania braziliensis MHOM/BR/75/M2904, 3888 nucleotides long. RefSeq lists its product as hypothetical. Bases 1 to 3888 code for a protein of 1295 amino acids. The transcript has a single exon. NCBI's taxonomy places the organism in Eukaryota, Euglenozoa, Kinetoplastea, Trypanosomatida, Trypanosomatidae. The record is from RefSeq and is a predicted model, not a curated record.